AACUUUAAAAGAGUUUUUGUAUUUUAAAGAUACUUAUUAUGUUUAUUUAUUACCAUCUAACGAAAAGAAUAAUAAAGUACUUGCUGUUUUAAUUGUAUAAAAUAUUUACAAAAUGUGCUUAAGUUACAAACAUAUUCGAUUUUUAUUAAGAUGCCGUAAUUAAUACCUACUCUUAAACUGUCGAAUAUUCCUUACACCCGUGUUGAAGUCUGCCUCAGCGUGUGCACCAAUCACGUAGUAUCAGUAGUUUCUUCCGGAAAUCAUCCUGAAAAAGGGAUAAUGAUGAACAUGAUACCUUUGUAGGCUUUUUAAGUUACUUUGACUUCUAAUUUUACUGCAUAGAUAAAAAAAUCCACACGCCAGAAAUGUAUCAUACAAAAGUAUUGAAAGUGACCUUUAUCUCGGUGUUUCUGCUUACUCCAGUAUUUGGGGUAAAAUACUCGAGAAUUGACGAAGGAUAUCCAACCGGAUUAUUUUCAGACUGUCCUGGUUCAUCGAAGCCAGUUGUCAUCAAGCCAAAGACACUAAAGAAACUCUUCAUAUCAGUCGUAGGCGAAGGGCAUACAGGAUACACAGGUCAUUACAACUACUAUGGCAUGGACCAGUUAGCCAACAGUGCUGACAUCGACUUUAGCAAGAAGACGUGGAUGUACGUUGGGGGCUACUUGUCAACGAAUGCGUUGAAUUCUGGUCGGAAUCUGGGCUUUGACUAUAAGGCUAGAGGGUAUAACGCACUUUCGCUUGAUACGUUUCAGUUCACAACAACUUUUUACCCUCAAGCUGCACGUAUCGUACGAGCUGUUGGCAAGCAUGCAGCCGAAAUGCUAGUCAAAUUGACACGCCGCGGUCUCGACCCUAAAAAGCUCGAACUCACCGGCAUGAGUCUCGGAGCGCAAACCAUGGGCUUCAUUGCUAAAAACUACCGGCAGAUGACUGGGCAAAACAUUUCUUUACUCACUGCUUUGGAUGGAGCUGGACCUUGCUUCAGACAUCGAGGACCAGAUGAGAGAUUAGAUAAAUCUGACGCUGACUUCGUUGUGAGUGUUCUUACAACCAUGGAUAUAUCAAGCAUAUCUGUUCCUUACGCUCAUGUAACUUUCUAUGUAAACGGAGGGGCGUUUCAAGAAGGAGAUAUCCCGUGGCUACCCUGUGAUGCUUUAUGUAGUCAUAUAAGGGCAUACUUCGUCUGGUGGGCAUCAGUCGUUUAUCCUAAUGAUUUUAUAGCCGUGCGUUGUGAUACCGUGCAGCAGGCUAGAGAUGGGGACUGUUAUGAUUUGAAGCCUAUGGUGACUAACACGAUGGGAAUCCUUACUGAUAAGAGCAAACCGGGAAUUUAUUAUCUGCGUACAACCAAUAGGUGGCCUUAUGCGUUAGGAAGACGAGGGUUGAGAAAAACUUAAAUACUAUAAUUCAAAUCAGAGACUCAGUGGAGGAUGUAGAGAUUUCUGGACUAAUUAAGUAAAGAUAAGAAAUAUUCCUUAUUUAUUGUAGGUAUUCCAUCCCACGUUUAUCCAACCACCAAAGAGAAACUGAACAUUCACAUACAUACACA
This is a messenger RNA of Leguminivora glycinivorella, 1552 nucleotides long. RefSeq names its product lipase member H-like. Bases 366 to 1400 code for a protein of 344 amino acids. Gene Ontology annotation, molecular function: lipase activity. Lineage: Eukaryota; Metazoa; Arthropoda; Insecta; Lepidoptera; Tortricidae. The transcript has 4 exons. The record is from RefSeq and is a predicted model, not a curated record.